AUGGUGAGAGGCGGAGCCACAGCACGAACACGAUCGGGGAUGAUGUUGUUCCUCUCUAGAAACUCGUGUGAUCGCAAAACGCGUUUUCCCAUGAUGUGCCGUAGCGAUCCCUCGUUCAGCGCCCUGAAAAACGUCCUGGCUACUAAUGAUCAGGGGCCUUUUGGGCCCCCAGCGGUCAAUCCUGCCGCCGCCCUGGCAGAGUAUCAGCGGUCAAUUCAGAUUUACGAUUAUGGUCGGCUGCGAUUCCAUCCGUUUGGUAUACCGUACAGUCUUGCUGGGGCAUUUCCAGACACCGCGCAGUACUUUUCCAGUCCGUUCGUCAGGUUUGAUCCCAGGGCUGCCAGAUUCGCAACCGAGGAACCCAAGCCCCAGCACAGUUAUAUCGGGCUAAUUGCCAUGGCCAUUCUAAGUAUCCCAGAGAAAAAGAUGGUGCUGUCCGAUAUCUACCAGUUUAUCCUGGAUCACUAUCCUUACUUUCGGAAUCGCGGUCCUGGCUGGAGGAAUAGCAUCCGUCACAACCUCUCACUCAAUGACUGCUUCAUAAAGGCUGGGCGCAGUGCAAAUGGAAAAGGCCAUUACUGGGCAAUUCAUCCUGCUAACAUUGAAGACUUCAAAAAGGGCGACUUCAGACGGCGAAAGGCGCAGAGGAAGGUCCGAAAACACAUGGGACUCUCCGUGCCAGACGAUGAUGACAGUCCUGCUCCAACACCUCCACCCAGACCACCUCUCGAGACAUCGACAUCACUUGUUGAUCCUCAACGACAUCAGAAGAUGCUACAGGCACCACCUCAGAAACUAAACCUUGGACGCCAAAAGAGACAGUUUGACAUGGAAAGCCUUCUAGCUCCGGAUCCUGCACCUUCUUCGGGGUCGCCCCAAGGUCUAAUUGAAUGUGACAGCCCCCGCAUGAACUCCUUCAAUCCUUCUCCGGGAUCGGAGAGUCCCAAAGAAGUUCUGCCUCAAGGCUAUUUUCAGCAGCAACAAUCUCAACAGUCACCCUCAGCAAUGCGUCGUGCCAUGCAACAGUGGACAGUAUCUUUGCCUCUACAAAAUGUUGCCGGUUUGCCCCAAAGAAUGAACACGUUUGCGCCAUUACCAUGCUGGUCGUCGGCCGCCCAGGCAGCUUCACUACUCACUUACUCUAUGUCAGGCCGGGGCGCAACUUCUGAAAUUAGUCCAUGCGGAGCGGCUCCUGCCCAGAAUGCCCUCAUUCAUCGAUGGCAGGAUUCUGUGGGUCGGAUAAGCCUCCAAAAUGAUAACAAAGUAAUCGAACAGUGAUGUUGAAUUUUCACUUCAAACUGACAUGUAAUGGACAGAUAUGUUAACUAUGUGGACAUGGUCAAGCAGUGAACGGACAUGUGAACUAAUAAAUCAGAUACUGAUUGAUUGAACAAGCAAAAAAAGUUAUAAGAAUAUAUUUAGACAAGUAUGUUCGUAUUAAUUCCAAUUUCAAAUGAAAAGAGGGCUGAAAUAUAAGCAGGUUUGUUUCUUCUUAACAAUUAAUUCAUACCUGUAACGAACACGUAACCCUCCAUUUGUGUCAAAAAAUUGUUUUCCUUUUUGUCUUACGCUAAGGCAAGAUAGUCAAUUGAAUAUUUUCUGAAAUACUUGAAAAAAAUACUUUAA
Molecule: messenger RNA, 1626 nt
Organism: Argiope bruennichi
Lineage: Eukaryota; Metazoa; Arthropoda; Arachnida; Araneae; Araneidae
Product: forkhead box protein C1-like
Exons: 1
Coding region: 1-1278 (425 amino acids)
Biological process (GO): anatomical structure morphogenesis; cell differentiation; regulation of transcription by RNA polymerase II
Molecular function (GO): RNA polymerase II cis-regulatory region sequence-specific DNA binding; DNA-binding transcription factor activity, RNA polymerase II-specific
Source: RefSeq, a predicted model, not a curated record